AUGGAAUGCUUUGUAGUUACUUUAGCUCUGGCAGUCUUGUUAGUAACACAAGGAAGCCAUUUUAGUUUCUGUCUGGCCUCCUCUGCUUCUUCUACAGACUCUGUUUCUAACUGGUUUCACUGGCCGUGGAAGAAGCCGCCGUUUAUAUGGCACCCCAAAGUUCCAUCUUGGCCACCUCCACAACCCCCGAUCGAGACGCAUCCUCCACCAGAACAGUAUCCACCACCAACGACAUAUCCUCCACCGAUGCAAUAUCCACCGCCGAUCGAGACGCAUCCUCCACCGGAACCGCCAACGACAUAUCCUCCACCGGUGCCGUAUCCACCGCCGAUCAAGACAUAUCCUCCUCCGCCGUCACAUUAUCCUCCAUAG
Molecule: messenger RNA, 372 nt
Organism: Camelina sativa (false flax)
Lineage: Eukaryota; Viridiplantae; Streptophyta; Magnoliopsida; Brassicales; Brassicaceae
Source: RefSeq, a predicted model, not a curated record